UCCAUGGAGUUCAGACCUCGCGAUUACUCCGCCGAGGAAAAAUCCCACGCGCUGCCUCGCACACGCUCCGCCGAUCAUCCUCUUUCACCUUCACCAUCUCCGUCUCACCUCCAGAUUGUCGCUGUGGACCAAGGAAACGACGACUUCUUUGAUCCUUUGAGAGCUUCGGACGACAAUGGAGCUGUCUCCGGGAUCGUUUCGCAAGAUUCCGAAAGUAUUUCCGAUGCAGAACUUCCUAGAGCCUCUCUGCAAAACCACGAGAAAGAAUGGACCUCUUUCAAGAGAUUCUUAAUGCAGAGAUUUCCUGUCUCAAAAAUGGUUUCAGUUUCUUCGAUGUCCGAUAUGAUAAUAAAAGGUGGUGGAACAACACAUGAAAAAUCCUCAACAAGUAAGCAUUUGGAAGAACUGGAAGACCCAGAAAAGUUCUCAGAAGAAGGUGCCAAAAUUAUAACACGACAAGAGUAUGUCUCCCGGUUACAUGAGCUCAAAGAUGAAAUCAUUCGUGCGUGGAAUGUUGGUGAUCGUGUCACGGCUUUGAAGUUAUCUAUAAAGGUUGCUAGGCUUUUGUUAGAUACAUCAGUGUCACAAUUUUACGGCACGGUUUUUGUUCUUGCCACUGAUGUCAUGGACAUGCUUGGGGAUAUGGUAUGGGAACGCAUCAAAAGGAAAGCUGAAUUUUCAGAAGAUGGAACCAGAUUGUGUUCUUUACCAGAGAAUUUCAAAGCAAGUGAUAUUUGCUCUGAUGCCAAAGAAACCUGCAAUAAUUGGUUUUGCAAAAUUGGUGCUGUCCGAGAGCUUCUUCCACGCAUUUACCUGGAGCUGGCAAUAUUGCCUUGCCGAUGUUUCUUGGAUGAGAGGCCUCAAGACUGUUUCCAACGCUUGGUAAUGAUGAUAAGAGGGCUUGGAGAUCCACUAGCAUCUGCAUAUUGUCGUCUAUACUUGGCACGUUGUAUGCGGAAAUUGCCUUCUUAUGAUAUUGCAUAUCUAGUUAGAUCUGUUAACGACAUCAAAAUGCUAUUGUCAAGGAUCAUACCGGCAAAGGGCGCUGUGGUACGAAAUAUUAAAGACAACAAUAGAUUGCUUGUCAGUCUGAUGGAGCCAACCAUCGAGUUUAGUAUGAAGUGCAUGUUUAAGGAUGCAUCUCAGAGGCAAGUAGGUAAAAUACUCAUGGAGCUUGGACUGGGAAGAAAUGAAGAGGAGUUGUUUGGAACUUUUCCAUGUGUCUCAGUUGUUCUUCAUCAUCUACUCAAGGAACUUCCAACUGAAGUAUUUAGCUCAAGUGCCGUGAAAAUCCUUCAUGUAAUUGAAUGCAGUAAUGAUAAUUCCUUUAAUCAGUGCUUGAAUUACAGGUUACUUGGAUUCAGGCUUUAUGAAAAUAGAUCUCAAACAGAAAAUGUCAGUGCUGUGGUGGAUAAAAUUAUCCAGGUUGCUAAUCAGUAUGAGAACUUUGAUGAGUACUUGAAGGUUGUAGAUGCUUUUGUGGAUAUUAUUCUUGAAAAUCAGAUGGAUUGCCAUCUGAACAUCAUUUUAGAAGGUAUUUCAAGGCGGGCAUGCAGUACAGGGACUGCUGAAGAUGAACAAGCGAGUUUGCAGUCCAUCUUGGUCAAACUUCUUUCUCAUCAUAAUCGUAUUGAAGAUGUGGUUGCUUUGAAUCAUUUUCUUGAGAUCUUAGACAUAUUGUACGGAAGCUCAAGGACCAUCGUCAAUAUGCACAUCCUUAAUAUGGCUACAAGGAAUGGUUAUAUAUGUGAUCCAACAACCAUACAGCUGCUUUUUGAAAUAUCUCAGGCUCUAUAUGACGCUAUAGACUUUGUGAAUGUGAAAGAUGCUGAUAACCAACCUGGACGUUUGAUUUCCCGUUUUGUUAAUAUGGUUGAUUAUGGGGUAGAGAUGGAACGUCAUUUAACAUUUUUAGUUGAAUGUCGUGGAGCUUUUGGGGGCAUAGAUGGGCUAAAGGAAAUUUUAAUUCACUCCAGCAAUUUUUUGGCCGUCAAAGCUUUGAAAGACGGCAGCAAACAUCACAGUUUCAUCAAAUCGUGCAUAGCAUUUGGUGAAGUCACACUACCUUCUAUUUCAUCUCAGAUUAGUCAGCUAAAUCUAUACCUUGAGACUGCGGAGGUUGCUUUAUUAGGUGGCUUAGUAUCUCAUUCAGAGGGACUACUAAAUUCAGCAAUCAGCUGCUUGCAAAGUUUAGAUAGGAUGGAUGGCUCAAAAGUGCCAAAAGAUGUUGAUUGGAUACUCUCCUUAGUUCGCAAAUUAUGCAGUCUCUUGGUUAUGAUUCCAGGUAAUACUGAGCUGGGAGCUACUUACUUCCUCAACACCAUUUUAGUACUUGUAAACUCGCAGUCAUGGGCAAAACCGAAAAUGAGGGCAAAGGCUUUUUGUUCAAUAAUUUCACUGUCAGCAACCUUAUCUCAAAAUAAGCUUCCUUAUCGUGUUGAUCAUGGAAAGGUUCCAGGAAAUGACUAUCUAUACUACGGCGAUUUAUCAUAUUUACACGAACUUGCCUCAUUUUCGAAGUUGGUUCUUCAGCACCUGAUUGAUUCUAUUCAACAAGAACCAUCGUUGGCUGCUCGUGGAAGCCUGGCACUUGAAGCUUGCAACUGCAUUGCAUCAUCUUUUGCUCCAAGUCCAGAGAUAUCUCUAAUCUGCUCCAAACUGAUGGAAACGGCCAAGUCAUGUUUGAGCACUAGGGACAGAUACCUCCAUUUGACUUUCAAAUUUUUGGACAAAUACUUGCCUUCUUCUGAGGUGGCGACUCAGAUUGCUGCAUGAGGAACGCACACAUUGGGAUUGCCUUGCCUUCAGUACAUUAUUUACACAUGGUUGGCUUUUGGGGUAUUCAAUGUAAAAUAUUGUAAUUCCUAAUUGUUUUAUGGUAUUCGUCUCUGGCUCUUUACAGAGACCUUGUGUAGACAGAUAUUUUUUCUAUUAUGAUAUUGUUUUUUUUAUUACGAUUUACCAAAAAAAAAAAAAAAAAGCAAGUGAAAAUUGCUA
Morus notabilis is the source of this 2997-nucleotide messenger RNA. RefSeq names its product UPF0505 protein. Bases 4 to 2775 code for a protein of 923 amino acids. Gene Ontology annotation, cellular component: endosome. The transcript is spliced from 23 exons. The record is from RefSeq and is a predicted model, not a curated record. Gene Ontology annotation, biological process: endocytic recycling. NCBI's taxonomy places the organism in Eukaryota, Viridiplantae, Streptophyta, Magnoliopsida, Rosales, Moraceae.